AUGGAAGAAUGCCAUGCGUCCCAAGUUCUGUCACGCCUUGCAAGAACGCAUUCUACAACAAUGUUUAGGCAUGAACUAUCAUUUCAACCUCUUCUCCAUCUCACUAAAGUCUGCUCGGAAGCCGCUGGAGCGGGCGCUGUGGCCGGCGAUGAGCAGUUUAUCGCAAAUCUUGCUAAGGAGAUGGUGAGCGUGGAUCUGUUAUUUUUGGUGUAUGGAACGCUUUAUACUAAUCUUGGACGGAAUAUUUGCGCAUAAUGCUUGACUUUCCCCCUUGAUUGUGUGGUUUACAUUAAGUAGUGAUUUAACGGUUAAUAAUGCCUAGCGGUACAUACAACACUAAGUGCACUAUCCAUUUCUUUGCCGUGCAAUUUUACUUUCACUACUUUUUUCUAUUCCAAUUAUGUCCAUUUUUGUUUCCAUUGUUCAGUUACAAGGCUUAUUUCUUGUCCUAUAUGUGUCGUAUG
Messenger RNA from Cylicocyclus nassatus, 464 nucleotides. NCBI's taxonomy places the organism in Eukaryota, Metazoa, Nematoda, Chromadorea, Rhabditida, Strongylidae. The record is from the annotation of a GenBank genome assembly.